AUGACAGCCUCCGUGCUCCUCCACCCCCGCUGGAUCGAGCCCACCGUCAUGUUCCUCUACGACAACGGCGGCGGCCUGGUGGCAGACGAGCUCAACAAAAACAUGGAAGGGGCGGCGGCGGCGGCAGCGGCGGCGGCGGCGGCGGCGGCGGCCGGGGCGGGGGGCGGGGGCUUCCACCACCCGGCCGCCGCCCACGCGGGGGGGAACUUCUCCGUGGCCGCGGCGGCCGCGGCGGCGGCGGCGGCCGCGGCCAAUCAGUGCCGGAACCUGAUGGCGCACCCCGCGCCCCUGGCCCCCGGAGCGGCGGCCGCCUACAGCGCCCCGGGGGAAGCACCCCCAUCCGCCGCCGCUGCAGCCGCCGCCGCAGCCGCCGCCGCAGCAGCAGCCGCCGCGUCCUCGUCGUCGUCGUCCUCGGGCGGCCCCGGGCCCGCGGGGGCGGCGGGCGCCGAGCCGGUCAAGCAGUGCAGCCCCUGUUCCGCAGCCGCGCAGAGCUCGUCGGGCGCCGCCCUGCCCUACGGCUACUUCGGCAGCGGUUACUACCCCUGCGCCCGCAUGGGCCACCACCCCAACGCUCUCAAGUCGUGCGCCGCCGCGGCUCAGCCCGCCUCGGCCGCUGCCGCCGCCGCCGCCGCCGCCUUCGCUGACAAGUACAUGGACACGGCUGCCGGCCCUGCCGCCGCGGCGGCCGAGGAGUUCAGCUCCCGCGCCAAGGAGUUCGCCUUCUAUCACCAGGGCUACGCGGCGGGGCCCUACCACCACCACCAGCCCGUGCCCGGCUACCUGGAUAUGCCCGUGGUGCCGGGCCUCGGGGGCCCCGGCGAGCCCCGCCACGAGCCGCUGGGGCUGCCUAUGGAGAGCUACCAGCCCUGGGCUUUGCCCAACGGCUGGAAUGGCCAGGUGUACUGCCCCAAAGAGCAAGGCCAGCCUCCCCAUCUCUGGAAGUCCACUCUGCCCGAUGUUGUCUCACAUCCUUCGGAUGCGAACUCCUACCGAAGGGGAAGGAAGAAACGGGUGCCUUACACCAAGGUCCAAUUAAAAGAACUCGAAAGGGAAUAUGCUACAAAUAAAUUCAUUACUAAGGACAAACGGAGGAGGAUAUCAGCCACGACGAAUCUAUCCGAGCGACAGGUCACCAUCUGGUUCCAAAACAGGAGGGUCAAAGAGAAAAAAGUCAUCAACAAACUCAAGACGACAAGUUAAUGGAUUUUUUUUUUAAUGGAGAGAAGAGGCGACUCUUCUGCAGAAAGUUGCCGAACUCGUUGCCUUGCAUACAUUCAGAUAAUAAUUAAUAAUAAUGAAAACGAUCGGAGGAGAGACAGUGGCCCUCUUCUUUCCUAAAGAGAUAGCUGUGUCUUUGAUGGAACCUGUAAUGUUUUUGGAAAAAACAAAACCAAAAAACCUUACGAUAAGAAACAGUUAAGACUUCACAGUUCUCCUGAAAGCCCAAGCUGACUGACUGUUAAUGCCCAACUCUAGAACCCAAACGCCAACCCCCAAAUACGCAAUUUCAGAUAAGUUACGCAUUUACUGAAAUCCUGUAAGUAUUUAUGUGACCUUUGCAUUUUAGGACGCUCUCUUAAACGGUUAGAAAAUGAAAGCUGGUGAAAUUCACGAGGUCAUGGUCAACAUCUGCCUUUAUUAAAAAAAAAAAAAAGUUCCCCCUAUGUUUCCGAUCCCAGUGUAUGUGGGAUGGCUGCUCAGGUAACUAAAUCCGAAUGAAAAUGUCCACUUGCUGGAUGGUAAAGCUAAUGCGCUUGUUUUAUUUUAUUUUUUUAAUGCAUAGACAGAGAGGAAAGAAGGUACUGGAAUCCUGAGGGCAGAAAUAUCAAGAGAAAGGGGGAGAGGGCAGGGAAAGAGACAGCAUUGGGGAAGGAAGAUUUCUAGUCUGGGUGGUGAAGACAGCCAAGCCAAACUCUGAAGGAUAGGAAGCAAAUGUCUGCUUAGAAAAAUCCUUAGAAGCAAUUUUAAUUGCUGCUAACAAGCAGAUAUAGUGGCAUUUUCGGACUGUAUUUCCUGCCUUUCCAAAACCAUUGAUUUUCCAAAGGACUCCACAUCUUUUAAUACGCCUUUGCUCUCCCAAGACACCUUCUAGCCUAAUCCUGUAAGGACCACCAAACAACAUCAUAAUUCGGAAAAAAAAAAGACAAACAAAAAACCCCAAACCUUCCAACUCUUGUUAGAUCACGGAUAGAGUACUGUUAGAAUUGGCCUUUUCUAUUUGACGAAGCUUUUUUCUGGAGAAAAAAAGGGGGGCUAGAAAACUCAGAGCCGAAAUCCAUUCUUGCCCCCCAGAAAUAUUUUGAUUUCUAUAAUCUAUAUUUUGAUCAUUUAAGUAAUUAGUUUUUUUCCUUGUUAUAUCUGUUAUAAGACCGCAUUAGGCAGUGUUAGGGAUUCGUCUUACAGCACCUUUUUAACCAAUCAGUUAUUUCAACCAGCACAUUAGAUUUGUUCUUAUUCACUAUCAAAAAAAAAAUGCUAUCUUGUAAAUAAAGACAUUCAGCGCACUGUGAACGAUGUAUCUGUGCACCCUCAUUUUUUUUAUAUUUCUACUGAAAAUGAAAAAAAUUCUAAGACAUGUAGAUAGCGAUCUAGUGAUGUUUAUUCUGUUAAUAAAAUAGUCACUGCCAU
Trichosurus vulpecula (common brushtail) is the source of this 2628-nucleotide messenger RNA. It is a transcript of the gene HOXA13, whose product is annotated as homeobox A13. NCBI's taxonomy places the organism in Eukaryota, Metazoa, Chordata, Mammalia, Diprotodontia, Phalangeridae. The transcript has 2 exons. The record is from RefSeq and is a predicted model, not a curated record. Gene Ontology annotation, biological process: regulation of transcription by RNA polymerase II. The coding region runs from base 1 to 1200 and encodes 399 amino acids. Gene Ontology annotation, molecular function: DNA-binding transcription factor activity, RNA polymerase II-specific; RNA polymerase II cis-regulatory region sequence-specific DNA binding.